Molecule: messenger RNA, 2360 nt
Organism: Scheffersomyces stipitis CBS 6054
Lineage: Eukaryota; Fungi; Ascomycota; Pichiomycetes; Serinales; Debaryomycetaceae
Exons: 1
Coding region: 521-1819 (432 amino acids)
Source: RefSeq, a predicted model, not a curated record
AGGGGGUCCAGAUUUUGCUGCUGCUUGCUAGAGUCUUUGUCUCGGGCGUUUCAGAUCUUCUAUCAUUGUUUUCCUACGAAUUGUAGAGUACUCAUACGAAAGAUAGGAGUCCAUCAAGGAUAGCAUACCAGGAUAACAUAUCAGAUUAGAACAUCAUAUGCAAAAUUUAAUCACCUCGAGACACCUGUAUUAACUACAUACCAUAUCAUACCAAGUACAAACGCAUAACCGAGUACUACUCAACACAAUAUAAUUUGUUCAUCACUUUCAGUUAUCAUAAGCCUAAAGAGCAAGUACAACGUACAACUUACAACACAGUCAUCAACAGAAGAACUCAAGAAAAGUAGAAUCAUACUGAAUUUUCAUAUUCAAUAGUCUUGAACACUUUCACCAAUAUUCGCUAACUUCACAAAUCUACAAGAAUCGAAACUUCUGACCAUCAUAUUAUUGGUGUUAAGCUAUCAUUGAUUAUCAGAACAAAGCUAUAUCACCAGUGUUUCAGUACCAGUGCAUCACUGAAAUGAACACUCUUCGAGAGAACAGCAACACUUCCAACAUCUCUCCGCACAAAGAAUCACCCACCAUGUCUGCUCCCACAGUCACAACCAGACCCAAAGCUGCGUUGAAGAAGGAAGAGCUCGAGAAGAUUGCCAAACAAUUGAAGAAAAAGCUUUCCAAAGCAUCCAUCGCGGCAAAACAGUCACUUUCGCCCACUGAUGUCAAGACAUCGACGUCGAUGCCUCGUUCAAGCCCGCUAAAGAGUUAUCUGCUUAAGAAACAGUACUCUGGCAGCGCCAUAAACAACUUGAGCUCAUCUCCGAACACGCUUUGUUCUCCUACAGGAAAAUCACCUACCCAUUUGAAUACUCCUGCCGCCAUCUACUUGCUGUCGUCACCAUUAAGAAACAUGGCAGCAGACUCUACCGAAAACGACGAGUCGCUAGACUCGCCUACCAAGAGAAGGAAGACGUCACCACGCAUGGACUCCAAGGGUCCCCAUAUGGUUUUGGAAGAGAUCCAAAGACCAAACACGCCCUCAGGCUCGUUACAGAGCUCGUUGAAGCCAUCUCUAGAGCUCACGGCCGCUGAUGCUGAAAAGAACAAAAAGAAAGAACAACCUACAACAACGCCGACAUUGGCAAAGCGAGAACUUCACGGCUCUCCACCUUCUUCAGCCAACAUUCUAUUGCAAACACCAAAGCAAUCACGUGCAAACACCAAUGGAGGAGCCUACAACGACGAAGAAGGUGCUGACUUACUUAUGUACUUGGCUACAUCUCCUUCUCCAGCCAAGCCGUACUUUUCCAAUAGUGCGAGACCUAUACAUGGCAGCAGUCAAAUUCAUCCUACAUCAUCCUCAGUGCCAAAUUCCUCAGGUUCCCUCUCUCUAACACAUAAACCUACAAUGUCGGCGGGUUCUUCCAGCUCUUUCAUAUUACCACCACCAGUGACACCAAAAAGACACUCCACCAUCAACUCGAAAACUCCACAGAAUAGAUUGACUCCCUCAAUGAAUCUCUUCAACAACUUGAACGGAAAUACAGGCUUACCGUCGUCUGGCUUGACUCUCACACCCACUGGAUUCAACAUGAACGACUACGUAAACUUCUUUACGCCUUCACCAGGCGGCACUGGUUUGAACAAGAACUUGUUGCGUACUCCAGACUUCAACAAUUUGCUCAAUGGCCAGCCAAACACAACCGUAGAAGCCAGUGGUGGGGUGAACGGAAGACCAAAGGUCGACGGCAAGAUGUUGAAUUUCAACAAGGUUUUGUUCAGUAGCUCAGCCAACGGCCCAGAAGGAAAUGCCAAAGAAUGAGGCCAUAGUCAUAGACCUGCCAUUCGUCAUUGUACCAUAGUCAACAAUUUAAUUUCGAAAGUCUAAAAUGUAAAAAGUUCUCAAGCAAUAGUCUUUUGGAUCAUAUUGACAUUUGGCUGAUUGUCGUUUUUUGAUUGUUUUGUUUGUUGUUUGCUUUUGUGGUUGUGGAUUGUUAUCAUUGUAUGGUUCAUUCUUUUUGUAUUCCCAUCUGUUUGGGAUGUCUGAAAGUUGUUGCGAGCUUGCCUAGGAUGCUUUUCGCAGCUGUUUUCUCUGUCUGUCAAUCCAAGUCAGACCCUUAAUUCGUUUUCAUUUCUGGAUCAUAAACCCUGCAAUAGCACCAUUUGUAAUUUGUCGUUCUUUGCUUUACUUCAUCAUAUAUCGUAUUAUAGUUCAUAGAUUGGCCAAGCUGUAGUACUUAUCAUAAGGAAAUGAAGACGGGAUGGUUGUGAUGUCGUUUUCGCGAAGAUGGAUCCUCGCAAUCAAUUGUGGUGGAGAAUUCUGAGCUUAUACACUAUUAGGUCACAUUCAGAGCUCUAUACUC